UCACCAUAGUAUGAUUCGCAAAUACACCGCAGCGUCCAGCAGUAGGAGGGCACUCGGCGCGUUUGGGGUGGUGCUGUUGUGUUUCUCUGUUGUUGUCCUCCUUCUGCUGACUGCUGCUGUUCAGCGCGGGAUGAUGGCGGAGGCAAUCACGGCACAGCUAGACUCAUUCGGCUGCAAUUUCCAGAUAACCAGUUGUGCUCUGGCAUCUGGCCAGUUGGAGAGCCGUGGUCUGAUCUCUCACGCCCCCAACAGCCCCGCAGGAAUGGAGAGCAGUCAACCUAUCACCAUCACAGACCUGGUUACACGGCGGAAGAAGAAACGCAGAACUCGGGCCACGGACAGUUUCACUGGCAAAUUUAGUGAUCUGUACAAGCUGACGGACGAGCUGCUGGGUCAGGGAGCUUAUGCUAAAGUCCAGGGCUGUGUGAGUUUACAGAACGGCAGUGAAUAUGCUGUGAAGAUAAUCGAGAAGAACGCUGGUCACAGUCGCAGUAGAGUUUUCAGAGAGGUGGAGACGCUUUACCAGUGUCAAGGAAAUAAGAACAUUCUGGAGCUCAUUCAGUUUUUUGAAGAUGACUGCUGUUUUUAUCUGGUGUUUGAGAAGUUGCGUGGAGGUUCCAUUUUAACACACAUCCAGUGUCGAAAAUACUUUGAUGAGAGAGAGGCUAGUCAUGUGGUCAGGGAUAUAGCACAUGCACUGGACUUUUUGCACAACAAAGGAAUCGCUCACCGGGACCUUAAGCCUGAAAAUAUCCUGUGCGAAUAUACUGAUAAGGUUUCUCCUGUGAAGAUCUGUGAUUUUGAUCUCGGGAGUGGAGUGAAGCUGAACAGUGCCUGUACCCCAAUAACUACCCCUGAGCUCACCACACCGUGUGGCUCAGCUGAGUACAUGGCUCCCGAGGUGGUCGAGGUCUUUACGGAUGAGGCUUCGUUCUAUGAUAAGCGCUGUGACCUCUGGAGCCUUGGAGUGAUUCUCUACAUCCUGCUCAGCGGGAGUCCUCCCUUCACCGGCCACUGCGGCACCAACUGUGGCUGGGAACGAGGAGAGACAUGUCGUGCCUGCCAGAACAAUCUGUUUGAGAGGAUUCAGGAGGGGAAAUAUGAAUUUGGGGAUGGAGUCUGGGCUCAGAUCUCAGCCGAUGCCAAAGAUCUGAUCUCGCGGCUGCUGGUGCGAGAUGUCACUCUACGGCUGAGUGCUGCCCAGGUCCUGAAGCAUCCCUGGGUGCAAGGGAAUGCACCUGGAAGAGUUCUUCCGACUCCUCGUGUUCUACAAAGAAACUGCAGCACUAAAGACCUGACACAGUUCGCAGCUGAUGCCAUCGCGUUCAAUCGGCAGCUGUCUCAGAAGGAGGAAGAGCAGGAGGACUUCGGUGCCGUGGUCUGCUCCAUGAGGCUCUCCCCUCCAUCUAACUCUAGAUUAGCCCGUCGCCGAGCACAAUCUCAAGCACUACGCGCCAAUAACUGAUGCCUACCCACCGCACAGGUGCUCCAGUUAUACUCGUGCACACCAUAGUGCAUUAUAACCCUUCAUACACAUACCUUCUCUGGCGAACGGAUGGGUUCUUGAGCAAACACACAUGUAUAUGCACCACAGUCGCAGUGCUACCAACUUUGUAGCACAGACUAACCUUAUAUAUAUACACAAACCAAAAACAUCCAAACAUUUCUAAUUUAUUUACAGGUCUCUCACUCUGUGUAAUAUGAGUUUUUUUGUGUUUUAAGCAUCAGAAAUUGUGCUUGUUUUUAUAUUUAUUACCAAAUAUUUAUGGCUGGUGGUCAGUCAGAUAUAAAAAGGGUGUUCAGCUCUGAGGGAAUCUACAGACGGUUUGAUUUUUAUGUUGCCACAUCAGUGAGGCUUUUAAUCAACAUUAGCAUUUCUAUUCUUAACAAAACAUCGAUUCUUUUAACAUUUUUAAAAACCGCUCGAGUUACUGUAAAGCACAGGACCUCUUGCUUUGUUACUUUUUUUAUUGUUUAUUUAUAUAACGUCUAGCUGUAGUCUAGUUAUUGUUGUGUGAAUAAUGUUUUGGUUUAUUUGAGCAAUGUAAAGCCAUGCUGCCUGACAGUAACAUACACAUUAUAAGCUGUAUCAUUGUGUAUGUCUUAAGUGGAAAUGCAAUCAAGAGGUAUUGCUGCUUUACUGAGGAUGCUCAUUAGGUGUUACAUAUAUUUGGCCAGAUAUUUUCAGCUCAAAUAAUUAGUAAAUAUUGCACAGUACGUAUUUUUGUCUUUUCAGAU
Sinocyclocheilus rhinocerous is the source of this 2238-nucleotide messenger RNA. RefSeq names its product MAP kinase-interacting serine/threonine-protein kinase 1-like. Bases 11 to 1465 code for a protein of 484 amino acids. The record is from RefSeq and is a predicted model, not a curated record. Gene Ontology annotation, molecular function: ATP binding; protein kinase activity. NCBI's taxonomy places the organism in Eukaryota, Metazoa, Chordata, Actinopteri, Cypriniformes, Cyprinidae. Gene Ontology annotation, biological process: protein phosphorylation. The transcript is spliced from 13 exons.